UGUCAAAAUUUCUAGUUUCUAAAAAUUCGAAAACACAAAAAAAAUGAAGUUGCAUUUCGAUUCCAAAUUAUGUCGUUUCCCUAAAUCACAUUUUUCAUUCGUGCUAAAUUUUCUUUUGUCGAAGCAAAAUAUUUUAACUGGAAUUUGUUCUCGAAGCCUGUUUUAUCUUCACUCAAACGUUUUCGCCGUUAUCUAUCUAAUCGUAAAUUUGGGUUUGGCAUCUUAUCAAUUUCUCCGAUUGAUGCAGACACCGGCGGAUGCGCCUGAAUGUGCCACCGAAUGGGUGCUUCCGUUGCAGUUGUGGCAGUACAAUUUCACUAUCAGGAUCGGUGGCUACUAUACCAAGAUGGCACAUUUGCUGUUCUCCAUUCAGUCGUUAGCUCGAACUUUGUACUAUGUGCUGACCAGUUGUCACCAGGCAGUACUGAGUAUGGUGGUUUUCGUGCCACUGUAUUUCGUAAUGGAUAUCGUGAGUCUGAUUACCAACUACAAGAGAGAAUGCCCUGGUUCAGGUUGCCGGAAAUAUUUGCUGCUACAGUCGCUUAAGCUAGGAUCAACGUUCCUGUUCUGGACCCACAUUUGCUGCUUUCUGCACAAUGAAUAUGCAAGCUGUAUCUUCCAAAGACGUUGAGCGAAAUUUUUAUUCAAAAUACAAUUCAACUAUGAGAACAGUUUUAUAAUAAAUCAUUUUUUUGACUAA
This is a messenger RNA of Malaya genurostris, 700 nucleotides long. RefSeq lists its product as uncharacterized. The transcript is spliced from 2 exons. The coding region runs from base 44 to 631 and encodes 195 amino acids. NCBI's taxonomy places the organism in Eukaryota, Metazoa, Arthropoda, Insecta, Diptera, Culicidae. The record is from RefSeq and is a predicted model, not a curated record.